Molecule: messenger RNA, 928 nt
Organism: Zingiber officinale
Lineage: Eukaryota; Viridiplantae; Streptophyta; Magnoliopsida; Zingiberales; Zingiberaceae
Exons: 4
Coding region: 195-635 (146 amino acids)
Source: RefSeq, a predicted model, not a curated record
AUGUGUGUUUGUGACCUACAAACUCAUUCCCAUUCUCCGCGGAGGCCGACGAGAGAAGAAGCGAACCCUCGUCGAUCUUUCGCUCCAGAGCUCUCGAUCCCUCCUCGACGCCGGCGCGAUUCCUUCUACCCCGCACGCGAUCGCCGUCUCCGUCGAGCUUCGAUCUUCGAUCUUCGCCUCCUCGCUCGGCAAUCAUGGAGGAUGCUAAUGCAAGCUCACGGCCAGAGGAAACAGUGCAACCGAGUGAAGUUUCAGCUUCUGAGUUUAACAACCUUUCACGACGGUUGGAGGCCCUUGAACAAUCAGUGCGCUAUCUAGAGGAUAAUAUGAGGACCCGGCUUUCCGCGAUGGAGGAGAGGGUGGUGGAACUCAUGAGAAGGAUGGAUGGAUAUAAUGCCUUGCAUAGGAGCUGGUCACAACAUUUAUCAUGGGAUGUGCCAACUGUGUCUCCUAAUCAACCUGCAACCCUAACUUCACCACCCGCAGCUCCGAGGCGGAGGAAAAAGAAAGAAACCUUGAUUGCGAGGAGAGUGAUUCGUCGGUAUCAGAGGCUUGUGAAGUCCAAUUGGGACAGUAAGACCUGCAUAAGGCGUCUCAUCAAGAAGAUACAUAAAAAACGACGGCAAAGGAGUUGAAAGGAUGCCUGAUACCAGUCAUCAUCAUCAGAUCGUAUUUUAUUCGUACCAACUAUUUGCAGCUGGCUACAUGAAUAUCGCCACUCUACGAUCUCUAUGUAAGGCUAUUUCACUUAGGAUGCCCAAAAUAUGCAUAUAAGUGCGAUACUAGGUUCAUUUUCCUUCUACAGGAUCCAGUUUGAUUCCACCUCUAAUUUUGAUGCACUCGUUGGUGAACAUAUUUAUUUUGUUUUGUCAGUGAGAAAGUUGUUAACAUCUUCAUAGGUUUUCUUAUUGAUCUAAGUUGUCAAAAA